Hirsutella rhossiliensis is the source of this 1272-nucleotide messenger RNA. Its product is annotated as palmitoyltransferase PFA3. The record is from RefSeq and is a predicted model, not a curated record. The transcript is spliced from 3 exons. Gene Ontology annotation, molecular function: DNA-binding transcription factor activity, RNA polymerase II-specific; RNA polymerase II transcription regulatory region sequence-specific DNA binding. Lineage: Eukaryota; Fungi; Ascomycota; Sordariomycetes; Hypocreales; Ophiocordycipitaceae. Gene Ontology annotation, cellular component: nucleus. Gene Ontology annotation, biological process: regulation of transcription by RNA polymerase II. The coding region runs from base 1 to 1272 and encodes 423 amino acids.
AUGCCUUCUGGCCUGCAGAGCGACGGGCAGUGGCUCUGCAAGCCCUGCGACCGUAUCUUCGCUAGCUGCGAGGCCCUCCUUGACCACAAGCAACAGAUGCGUCAGGCUGGCCGGCCCAAGCACAUUCACUGCAAGCACUGCGGCCAGGACUUCAAGACGGAGGGGGCCGAGAUCUUUCACAUCCAAGCUUUUCAUCCCCAGGAGCAGAACCUCACAUGUGUUGCCUGCGGCCAGGGCCCCUUUGUGCGGGUCGGCGGGCUCAUAGCCCAUAUCGAGCAAGGCCAGUGCGUCGGCCUUGACGCGUCCGUCAUCGACGAACGUCGCGAGAAGAAGACGGAGUUUUCGCGCAAGCUUGAGGUUCUCACCGGGGAGCCCAUCAAGAACAGCUUUGCCAAGUACAUUUACCCUUUGCCAGUGCGCGGCGCGAUCCACGUCGACUCGUCUGUGCGCAGGACCUCGUUGCCUUCCGAGGCCUCUCGUUCCGUACAUGGUGUCCUUGAACCACGCAGCGUCAACGUGCCUACGAAGAUCCCGGGCAGCGAAGGUGUCACCGACUGGUUCAUCAGCCUGGAUUCGGCAAACCGAGCACGCAACGGUGGCGUGAAGCCCGCGCCAGGCGGUGGCGCUGUUGACCCGGUGGUCGAGACGGAGAAUACGCUGUGUUCAGGGAGCGACUUUGCCCCAGUUUCCAUCAAAGAAGAACCGAUUGAAUGGCACUUUCGGAGUGCUCCAUCUCCUGUCGCCAACACAGAUGUGGAGAAAAACAAAGCCACGGAAAGUGUCGCCGACUGGAGGGGCAUCAAGAAUGAGCUGCCCCCGAGCUGCCCGGCCUGGCAGCGUCCCUCUGUGGAAAAGACUGGCCAAGCCCAAGAAGGCUCUAUGCUUGGCCUACAAAUCUUUGACUCGGUGGAUCAGGACCACCCUGACUAUCCAUCUUUUAACUCGGCGAGAUAUCAUUGUCCCUAUGCCGAGAGGUUCAUUUGUCCGAAGCUGCCUUGCGGCAAGGCUUUCAAAACGGCUGGUGGUCUCAUCAGCCACCUCCGGUCGACAGCCCACGGAAACAGGACAUAUCAAUGUCCCUAUUGCCUCAGGAAAUUCAAGUCUCUGGCGGCCAUCGUCUCUCAUGCCGAACAGAGCAACGUUCACUGCCGAAUUCGCGAGUCGGACAACUACGAUGCCUUUAUCCAUCAGCUCACUGCCGGAAUCGUCGACGUUGACAUGAAACGCCAUGACGAUGGCACGAUCAAGUACGAGACUAGGGACGACUGGUAA